Molecule: messenger RNA, 2424 nt
Organism: Dendroctonus ponderosae (mountain pine beetle)
Lineage: Eukaryota; Metazoa; Arthropoda; Insecta; Coleoptera; Curculionidae
Product: zinc finger protein 761
Exons: 10
Coding region: 243-2054 (603 amino acids)
Biological process (GO): regulation of transcription by RNA polymerase II
Cellular component (GO): nucleus
Molecular function (GO): RNA polymerase II transcription regulatory region sequence-specific DNA binding; DNA-binding transcription factor activity, RNA polymerase II-specific
Source: RefSeq, a predicted model, not a curated record
GUUUAAUGUCAGUGCUAUUGUUUACCUUUAACUUUAAUGUUUAUAAAUUCGAUUGUUGCUUUAGAUAAGCUAUUAUCAAAAAUACAGUAGAUUCGUGGUACUCGGAGGCAAUGUAUUGUUCAACAACAAUCAAUUUUAUUAAGUGCAGGUAGGGCCAUUUAGCUGCAUUAAGGGCAGGCUUGAAUAUGAACUUGAAAGGAACUUCCACCGGGAGGAAAUGUUAAUGUAAUAAUAACUUUAAAAUGAAUGUUAUUAAACAAGAGCCAAGUAGCCUGGAAGAGUUGUGGAUUCAAAAUAAUCUGGGGGUCUCUCUCUCCCAUUGUGAUCAAAAUAUUCUAGUCUCCCAAGAGCAUGGAAACUUUGAUUUUAAAAAUGAAUCCCAAGCUCAGAUUGCGGAAUGCAAUGGAUUUGUUGAACAUACCGAAUGUAAAAUCGAAGUCCUGGAGCACUCUUUAUUAAGUAAUUUUCAGGGGGAUCUUUCAGCUCCGAACUUUCAAAGAACUUUCAGGGAGCGAAAGUAUUUUUCAUGUGCAUUCUGUAGUUACAGGACCAAGUUCAAAUACAAUUUAAUUAGACAUGUUAAUAUUCAUGGACCUGUGCCUAGUCAAGUUGCACAGUUUAAAUGUACCCAGUGUCCAUUUGAAAGCGACAAAAAUUCUUCUUUGCAAAGGCAUUUAAAAGUACAUUCGGGUAUAUUUUACAAAUGUGCACAUUGUGACUUUGAGACCAAACACAAGGAAAACCUGCCGAAACAUUUGUUGAGGCACAAAGAUCCCAGUGAGUGCAGAAUGUAUGACUGUGAUGAAUGUGAAUAUGAGACUAAAGAUAAACUGGGCCUUAAACGGCAUAUGUUAACCCACAGGAGAUUAGAAGAAGUAGAACAUUUUAAGUGUGGAUUGUGCAAUUUUAUGACAAAGCAUCAACUUUCAUACAACAAUCAUUUGCUCAAGAUUCAUAACAAGGAUAAAAUCGAGAAAUUCCAAUGUCCCGAAUGCGACUUUGGUACCUAUCAUAAAAUUUCUCUUAAAAAUCACAUACUAACCCAUAGAAAGCCAGGCGAAGUUCCUAUGUACAAAUGUCCAGAAUGUCCAUAUGAAACGAAAAAUAAACAGUUUUUACCCAAUCACAUGAAAAGACAUCAGGGUACAAUGCCAUGCCCCAAGUGCCAGAAGCAAAUCUGUCGCAGAGGCAUGACUUUGCACUUGAAAACGCAUGAAUCCAAAGAAGCAAAGAAAAAAUAUCAAUGUGAACAUUGUGAUUACGGGACUCUCUACUUUGGAAAUAUGAGUCGACAUAAGAAAAUAAUGCAUUCGAACAAGGCUGAAAUUGACUAUAAGCUGUGCCCAGAGUGUCCAUUUAAGACUUUUGAAAAUGCUAGGUUGAAAAGACACAUAAAAGAAAUGCACUGCGACGAUGCUCCUCAAUUUAAUUGUGAUCACUGCGAUUUUACAUCCAAGUUUAGAUCUUGCCUUAAACGGCACAUUGAUACUGCUCAUAUCAACACGGAUCCUGUUACUUGUCCAGUUUGCCAGAAACAGUCGGCCAAUGUUUACACCUUAAGGAUUCAUAUGAAACUGCACAAACCAGAAGGUGAAAUAAAAAUGUUUCAAUGUGCGGAGUGUCCGUAUAAAACACGGCACAGUGGCGCGUAUAAAGACCAUGUAAGAAAGCAUGAAACGCCAACUAAAUAUGACUGUAAAAACUGCCCGUUUAAGUCAGACGAUAAAUCCUUGUGGAACAAUCAUAUUUCAAGAAAAACGGACGUCAAUAUCCCAGAAAAUACAAUUAGCUGUAAGCUUUGUUGUUACCGAACCCGGCAGAACGACAAUUUACAACUUCAUGUAAUUAGGAAGCAUGAACGAGACAGGAGGCGGAAGAAAUGUUCGCAUUGUACUUUGUGUGAUUUUAAAUCUUCGAAUAGGAAGUUAUUUGCAAAUCACCUGAAGGGCCAUAAGACUAAAUAUCCAAGUAAGCUGGAGGAAGAAGCAUUUUAUGCUUUUGAGGAUGCGGACAGUUUGGAGGAAACCUCCUCCUCAAGCAAGGGGGAUGUCUGAAUUUCUUGGACCUAGGAAAAGUUUCGUAUUGAAUGAGGCGCUGUAAUGUACGGGAAGGUAUUGAAAAAAUCAUACUUUUAAAGUGAUUGAAUUGUGGCUGCGUGGAAGUACUACUACUAAAUUAAGCUGAAGGAAAUGAUCAAUUAUGGAAAAUUGCAAUAUUGCUCAUCGCUGUGAAAAGUUAGUUAUAAUCGUCUAAACUUCCACGUGAAAGUUCAUAGUGUAAAUUGUAAAGAAAGUACUACAAGCAUGGAUAGCUUUUCGCAAAUAUUUCCAAACUCUUGUAAACUGAGCUAACUUAUUAUAUAAAACUAAAUUUUUUAUUUAUUAAUCAAUAAACAAUGUAACUGUAUUUUACAGUGAUUUUGGA